AUGACGCGCGUCGCGUUAUCGCUCGCGCUGACGAUAUCCCUGCUCGCGGCCGUCGCGGCGACGUCGACCCACGAUGUCGUCGCGGAGACGUCCCGUUAUCUUCGAACCUACGGCUUUCUGGAGAACGAGGAGAAUCAUCAGCAGUCGUCGCUACUGGACAACGCGACCGCCCUGAGCGAAGCGCUGUCGUUGUUUCAGGAAUACUACGGUCUGCCGGGAAACGGCGUUCUGACCGUGGAAAUGAUUCGCGUCAUGCGCAGGCCGCGAUGCGGCGUCGCCGACAUUCGCGCCUACAGCCCGUUGACGAGAAAGUGGCCGAGGGCGCAUCUCACGUGGAACUUCAAACUAGCGAAUAGAGAUACUCUGCGCACGACUCAGAGCGCGUUCGCUCUGUGCGACAACGGGGGCUCGUGCCCGUCGCCGUUCGCGGGACCGGGAUCGGUCGUCGCUCACGCGUUCUUUCCGACGGGAGAGCCCGAUCAGGUCACCGAGGUGCACGUCGACGAGACGGAGCCGUGGCACAUCACGCUGACCAAGCCCUCGUCGGACAGGCUGUAUCUCCUUCAGACGCUGACGCACGAGAUCGGUCACACUCUGGGUCUGACUCACAGUACGAGGGAUGACUCGGUCAUGUACGCGUACACGCCUUCGGAGGAAAGGCGAUAUCCGCUCAGGCUGAGCGUAGAGGACGUCGUAAACGUGCGAAAUCUCUACGGAUCGAGAGAGACGACGACUCCUAGGAUCGUCGACGUCACUCGACCGACGACCGCGACGACGACGACGAGAACGACGACGACGACGACGGCCUCGAAAACGACGACGGCGGCCGCGGCUCAGCCGACGACCGCGAGAACGGUCGAGCCGCCGCUCGUUCCCUCCGAUACCACGGAUCUAUGCGCCUUGAAGCGCGUAGACGGAGCGCUAAUCAUGAAUCGUCGCCUGUACGUCGCGCGUAAACGCAACGUGUGGCCCGUCGAUAUGAGGGAGAGACGCUACGGAGCGCCCUUCUCGUUCGCCGACUACUUUAAAUUCCUCCCCCGCAAUCUCACUCGCGUAUCGGCCGUGUAUCAGAGACCGUCGGGCGAUAUCGCGAUAUUCGUCGGCGACUACGUCUACCUCGCCGAUUCGAAUUUUCAUCUUAAAGCGGGAUGGCCUAGAUCCGUCGAAUACGUCGGAUUUCCCCGCGACGCUAGGAUAAACGCCGCGAUAAACACGCACGCCGGGCGCAGUUACGUCAUAUACAACGACGAUAAGAUAGCCGAGAUGAACGACUGCGCGAUGACCGUCGCGAGGCACGGCGCUCUGCGGGACACGUUUUCCGGGAUACCACCCGCGAUAACGGCCGCCUUCCGUCACGUCGACGGUAAUCUCUAUUUUCUGAAGAAACGCGACUAUUACGCGUACAGCGAGUUCCUCGACGCGAUAAUCUCGGCCGGUCCGUUCGAUCUUAGCAUACUGGGAAUAGAAUGCCCAGCCGAUGGCAUUCUGCAUCGAUUGAGCGAACUCGUCUCCAAGCUGUAUCGCCUGGAAUACGCGUCCUUCGAAAGACCGCGCAACGGCGGCGACGACGACGACGAUGACGAUGACUAA
Messenger RNA from Camponotus floridanus (Florida carpenter ant), 1590 nucleotides. Its product is annotated as matrix metalloproteinase-24-like. The transcript is spliced from 2 exons. The coding region runs from base 1 to 1590 and encodes 529 amino acids. Gene Ontology annotation, molecular function: zinc ion binding; metalloendopeptidase activity. Gene Ontology annotation, cellular component: extracellular matrix. Lineage: Eukaryota; Metazoa; Arthropoda; Insecta; Hymenoptera; Formicidae. Gene Ontology annotation, biological process: proteolysis. The record is from RefSeq and is a predicted model, not a curated record.